GCGGAACGGACUUUAGCAAUGGUCGGACCGGACAUCGCCGGAACCGGAUGUGGGGAAAUGUGUUUGAACUGAGUUAGCAGGAGAAGUCAACACAACAGACGUAAACGCUGAGAAAGGAUGUUACACAGAAAACCUCUGUGAGACGUGAACAGCGGGGCACGUUUAUCUGGAUGAGCGACGUUUUCUUCUCACAGAUACAAACCCGCUCACAUUUGCGCCAUGAAUCCGUCCAAUCCGUUUGGCAGUCCACAGGGCGGAGCUUUCCAAGCGCCAAGCAACACUCUGAAGACUGGUUUGUUCCAGUCAUUUGGACAACAAAGUUCUAGCAAUCAGCCCCAAACUGUGGGUUUUUAUACACCGUUUGGACAGCCAUCUGUCUUAAAUCAGGCCCCAGCACCUCAAGGAAAUACCCUCUUUGGACAGGCUCCUGCCUUUGGACAGGCGUCUACACAGCCCCCCUCGCAGCCCACAGUAAGCCAAGCUCCAGCGUUUGGACAGCCGUCAUUAGCAAUGAGUAGCUCGGGCUUUGGUAGUACCACCGCUCCAGCUUUUGGGCAGGCUAGUGGACCAAACCAGAGUUCAGUUUUUGGGCAGACACCAGCGUUCGGGCAGCCUUCUGCGUUUGGGCAGGCUUCAGGAUUCAGCCAGCAGACCCCGGGAUUUAGCAAGCAGCCAACAGGGUUUGCCCAACAGCCCCCUGGGUUUGGAAACUCUCAGAUGGCUUCCACAUCCACUACUGCCUUAGGACAACCCCAGCCACUGGGUUUUGGGCAAACUGUGUUUGGACAGCCGUCAUCUACCAGUGUUACCACCAGCGUGUUUGGCACAGCACAGAGUGUGACCCAGAACAGAGGCUUCGGAUCAUCCAAGUUCAGUUUCAAGCCGGCUAAUGAGGCAUUGUUCAAACCCAUUUUCAGUGCCAGCCCUGAACCCACCAAUCCUCAAACUACUUCAAUGUCCAGCUCACCUUUUGGGAGCAGUGGGUCCCAGACGAGCACCAAUACCAUGAGCAGCAGCACCACCACCGCCACUGCUGGCUUCCCUGUGUCAACUGGAGCUAAGUCUGGCCCACUGGGCUUCAGCUUCUCACAGCCGGCUGCAGCGCCCUCGAUCUCUGCCCAAAACAAUCCACUAACAACUGGCAGUAGCAGCGGUCCCUCCAACACUUUGCAGUUCACCUUUUCCCAGCCUGCCGCCCCCUCCAGCUCUAGCACCCAAGCAUCCACUACGCAGCCCACCACCCCAUCAUCUUUCAGUUUUGCAGCCAAAGCCCCCCUGCCCCAGGCAACACCCCUUUUUGGAGGAACCGGUUUUGGUCAGCCCUCAGCAUUUGGAGAAGCCAAAUCAGAAACCAGUACAGAUGAGAAAGGGAGCCUAGGGGACACAAAUGUAUUUGCACGAUUGAGCAAAGGCACCAAGCGCAAGGAUGAUCCAGCUGUCCCCAGCACUGGCCCAGAGAAUCCUGCCACAGAAGAGGAUGUUUCAGCAGACUUGGAUUCACCAAGACAUCCUUCGAAGAGGCCCCUAAUGAGGUCCCGCGGCGCACCAGGAGGCUUAUUCGGUAGAGCACUGCUUGGUCUUCGUAAAGAUGUGGGUCCGGCGAGGCGUGAGGGCACACAGCAAGCAUCAACGUGGGAAGAGACGGAGACGGAGAGGGAAGAAGUUCAAGAUCAGAGUGAUGACCUACCUGCUACACCACCCACAGAGCGAGCGCUGACCAGAGAUGUGCUGGAAAAAGCUGAAGAGUCAGACUCAGCAAAAGUACCAGACCCCAAUCUUGAAACCACCACCCCUGUGAAGCGUGGUGUACGCAGGGAGAGCUCAGAGAGCCUGAGCGGCAUGUCUCCCAGCGACUGCACCACCAUCCACUGCAGGAAUGUGCCUCCCGCCCUCAACAAGAAGGACGUGCUCGAAAAGCACUUUGGUCGUUUCGGCAAAGUCCGUAAGGUCAUCUGCCGGCCUGCCAAGAACCUGGCCACAGUACACUUUGAUGACCAUGCAUCAGCUGUUAAGGCAAAGAAGAAAGGCAAACUCCUGCACAGACACGAGCUCCUUCUCUUGUGGCAGAGAAAGAAGCAGAGUCCAGGUGACAAAGGAAGAAAACCUUCUGCAGAAACAGAGGAGGCAGUGGAAGAAAGUCAGGAGGACACAGAGUCUAAGGCUGCUUCCUCCCCACUCAGGAGACCUGCACCCAGAGCUCCUGCACUCAGCAGCAUGGUGUCUUUCAACCGCAGCUCUCCGGUGAAGAAAUCCCCAUUGGCCAAGUCUCUGCAGUUUGAUGCUGAACCCCAGAAAGAGAGCAGCACAGAGGCCCAGAGCUCAGAGCGAGCAGUCCCCUCUUCCCUCCUCCAUCUUAUUGGCCAGGUGGCUGAGAGCGCUGAGGAAAAAUACCGCCUCCUGGAGCAGAGAGACAAGAUCCUGCGUCAAGGUCGGCCCAAGAGGACGGACCUGGACCUGUCUAAGGUGUUUGUGGGAAAGUGUCCUGACAUGUGUCCAGAGAAGGAGAGGUUCAUGAGGGAAACGAGGAAACAGCUGAGCAUGUUCGAAGUCUUACCAGAUACGGAGACGGUGGAUCACAAAGCAGCCAUCAAGGAGUACAGCCGCUCAUCAGCCGACCAGGAGGAGCCCUUGCCCUACGAGUUGCGACCCCUGCCUGUGCUCAGCAUGACCAUGGACUAUCUGGUAACACAGAUCAUGGACCAGGGCCACGACAAUUACCGGGAAUGGUAUGACUUUGUCUGGAACAGGACCCGUGGCAUCCGCAAGGACAUUACCCAGCAGCACCUGUGCUGUCCAGACACGGUGUCGCUGAUUGAAAAGUGCACACGUUUCCACGUGCACUGCGCCCACCACCUCUGCGAGGAACAUAUCUCAUCAUUUGACGCCAAGAUCAACAACGAGAACAUGACAAAGUGCCUCCAGAGUCUGAAAGAAAUGUACCAGGACCUGGCUACGCGUCAAACCUACUGUCCCCGGGAGGCAGAGUUUCGUCAAUACAGCGUGCUGCUGAGACUCAAUGAUGGUGACAUUCUACGUGAGGUGCAGCAAUUCCGUGACGUAGUGCGCAAUUCCCCUGAGGUGAAGUUUGCAGUGCAAGCGUUCACUGCAGUCAACAGCAACAACUUUGUGCGCUUCUUCAAGCUGGUGAAAGGAGCCUCCUACCUCUCCAGCUGCCUCCUACACAGAUACUUCAAUCAGGUCAGAGCUAAAGCCUUGAAAACCUUGAACUGGGCCCACACCGUGGGUCCACGACCAACUGCAUUUCCAGUAGAGGACAUAGUUCGGAUGUUAAUGUUCCGCAACACUGCAGAGGCAACUGACUUCAUCCAGCAGUACAGCCUCAAUAUCAACGACGAUGGGGUAGAGCUGAGUCGGGGGACCUAUCAGGAGCCAGACCUGCCUCCGUCCCAGAAGAAGUCGGAGGUGAUCCUUGCAAAGAAAACCAUGUUGAUUGGAGAGGUGGUAAAUGGCGGCCCCCUCCCUAACCGUAUCCAGCACAUCCCCGUCUGCAGCUUUGACUCCCAGAAUAAGUACCGUGGAGAAGGUCCUCUGGCUGAGCCUACAUCAAGUCAGUUUAAAGCUGUUACUGCUAAGUUGGAGGUCAAGGCACCACCCAGAGCUGAGCUGCUGCCACGGGUCAUGCCCUCUGUGUUUGGGUUGCCUGUUACAGAUAAGACCGGAGAGCCCAGCGGACCGUAUGGCAGCGUUCAAGCAGACCCCGAGCUCUUCCAGCCGAUACCUCAACCUCAGCCUGUCAAACCGCCAUCUCCUCCACCCAAACCUCAGCCGGUGUACAGCAAUGAGGAUGUUAUGGCCGUACUGGACUGUGUGAUUGAAGAGGUGGUUGAAUCAGCAGUGAGGGAAGUAGCGGAUGCUGGUGCCAGCUAUGCCACAACAGCUCUUGCGGAGAGCAGCGUGCAGGCAGAGUCUCUGGUGAGUGAGGUUUUGGGACAGAUGCUGCAGGAGAUGUCCUCCACCGAGAUCAAGCUGGAACAGGAGCGCAUCGCUGAAGAGAAACGCAAGCUUGAAGAAGCCAGGAGGAGGCAGGAGCACCAGACCUUCUUGGUCCAGUUCAGCUUCUCUCUCUGCACUGAGAUCAUCCAUGAAGUUUUAGAUGAGACCAUUAAGGAGACCGCCACCUCUGAGAUCCAACAGGCAGUGAAUGAGAAAGCAGACCGUGUGGCUAAAUGCACAGAGCAGGUCUGUUCAAGUCUGGUUGAGGAGACUUUGAAUGCAGACAUCACUCUGCUGGUUGAACACAUCCUUGAAGCUGAGCUACAACGCAUCCACAAGUACAUUAAAAGGUGGCGUGAUGUGGUAGCAGUACGGCGGCAGCUGAAGAGACAGAUGAGAGGUUUCCCUGCAGCUCCUUGCUGUGUGGACCCUCGAUUCAAACUGAAGGCUCUGGCUCCCAGUGCCCCUGCACAGCCCUCCAUAGCAGAUCUGGCCCGUGGUCUGGUCAACCUGGGAAACUCUGGCACCCUGGCCCUCUCCAGCACCAGAUUGUUGAAAAUGAGACAAGAAGUGAUCCACCAGAUGAGAGUCCACUACUACUAUCAGCGCCUUCUUGAUGAGACAGUGUGGGCACCACUUGACCUGCCAGAACUGGUGACAGAAAACAUCUCCAACCCACCUGACCGAAUCUUCUGGAAAACCGUUCUCCUCUUACCGAGCGAUCACGAGAGCGUAGCCAGCCUGGCAGACAGGAUCCUGUCAGACUGGCUGGAGGUGAAGCUUGGCGGUGGCAAGGAGUCCGAAGCAAGUGAGGAGCAGCUUGAUGGCACACUGCAGACGCUCUGUGUCAUCAAUAAACUCCAAGAAAAAGAACAACGCCUUCACAAAGUCCACAUUAGCGUCAAGGCAUCCAGAGGCCCUCUGACUGAAGACGGUCUUUCCAAAAUGGAGGAGUGCGGUGAGCUCCAUGGGACAGGAGCUCUGAUAACGUUGCUCCCCGCCAUGCCCAUUGUCGAACCCGGGCAAGAUGAACAGGAUGUACCUCUGCUGUCAGCACUGCUUCAGCUAAAACAGCUACAGCAAGCCAGCACCUGGCACUGCCCGCUGCCUCUAGUCAUUCUGGUGCCUGGAUCUGACAGUGGCACUGGUGAUACACAGAAACUUGAAGAAGCCCUGAUGCUGCACACACUGGUCGAGGAAGGCCUGAUAUCGGAGUAUACAUUCCUCUUCAUACCAGAGACCACAAGUGACUUACAGGGAUCCAAACAGCUAAUCCAAGCUAUGCGUUGGCUACUAGCCCGUGCUCCACCACCCUUCCCACUCUCCUGCCGGACCCUGGUGCAGCUCGUGGAGGCCAGUUUGAGUCGUGAGUUCAUUCCUAGAGUUUACGCCCACCGUCAGGAGCGAGCUGCUGCACGUCUUCCUUCCGAGGACCCUGCGCCUGUCAUCCAGCUGUACAACGCCGUCCUGGCUUACGUUGCUGACAAAGUGUCGUCUGAGGAGCUCAGCCAGCUCUCGUGGCCACCAGGCGAGUUCUGCCUGCCUGAUACCCGUGACUUUGUCCCUCAUCUGGGCUGGAAUUCUGUCCAGCACCUGACCUGGCUACGCAAAGCCAUCCUCAGCCUGCAGCUGCCACAGUGGGAGCAGCUAUCUGCAACAGACUCUUGGUCUGAGCUUUGCUCCUCCAUCUUUCGCUACGCCACUCAGAUCCCAGUCUCACACCACAGUCAGCCUCUCCUAAUGUCACGGCUGGAAAACCUUCUUGAAAAGGUCAGGAUAAGGAAACACCUCACCCGAAUCCCAGGAUCCAAGGUAACCACGAGCAGCUGGAGUGAUCUGGACGAGUGUCCAGCCUUCAGUCGGAUUCCUUGGGACGACGUGCUAUUGAUUUGCAUAGACCACAAGCUGAAAGACUGGCAGAUCCCUGGGUCACCUGUCUGUGAAGAUGCUGUGACAGAGGACGGGGAGAUCCUGGUUUACCUUCCCACAGAGUCGUUGAAGGGUUUCCAACCACCUGAAGAAUGGAGUCAGGCCAUCAGACGAACCCACAGGGAGAAGCAACAAGAGAAGGAAGGGGUGAGUGCAGCUGCUUGUGCCACGCCCACCGGCCUGUCCCUCAGACAGAGGUUGUUCCACAGUCUCGUGGAGCCGCUCAAAGCACCACCAGCACCGCUGGACAUCACACACACUCCCACAGCACAAGAGCUACUGGCCCAUAAAGUCCUCCAGAGCUUAGAAAAGGAGAAGGCAGAAAGCAAAAGGAGCAUGGAGCAGCUUCAGCGUUGGCUGGAUGGUGACCCUGUGGACCACUUGUCCACACCGCUUUUCAUUCCUUCUUCUACUCUGCUGUCCAUGCCCACGACAAUAACACAUUCACCCACAUCCAAGGCUCGAGAUGCCGCUCAUAUACAGGAUCCAGAGCCUGAUGAUCUGUCAGACAAAGCAGACUGUCCUAAAGCCACGCCUGUAUCUAUGACACAGCGACUGAAGGAACUGGAGCGACAGAUUUUAGCGAGCCAAGAGGAGGAACUGGCCUGCAGGCUGAAGCUGAGUGGUCUGCUGAGCAUUGUUGAUGACUGAACUGAGGAAACAAGUCGCCUGCAGCGAGAGACUGAAUUUAAAUUCUUUACUGAGUUCACUCCGUUAGUCCUCUAGUCUGCUGAAAUCAGAUUCCAGCAGUGUGUGUCUUUAAUUUUUCUUGUGUGAAUUGUGUGGAAAAUAAAACCAGUUUUUUUUAAUUCUUAGUUUCAUUUUGUACCAUUGAUUUUUGUGUAACCAGCACGUCUGAACAAGUACAGUGUCUAAUAUUUGUUUCUUAAAUUACUUGUUAAACCGGCUUCAAUCCAUGAAAUCACUUCUGUGUUAUUUGAACCUAUUUUUGUGCUAAAUGUUGAAUAAAUUUUUUUUU
Molecule: messenger RNA, 6862 nt
Organism: Larimichthys crocea (large yellow croaker)
Lineage: Eukaryota; Metazoa; Chordata; Actinopteri; Sciaenidae
Gene: mcm3ap
Product: minichromosome maintenance complex component 3 associated protein
Exons: 29
Coding region: 220-6534 (2104 amino acids)
Biological process (GO): mRNA export from nucleus
Cellular component (GO): nucleus; cytoplasm; transcription export complex 2
Molecular function (GO): RNA binding
Source: RefSeq, a predicted model, not a curated record